GACGGGCUGGGCAAGAUGCCGACCGUCGUGAAACCGAUCAAGCUGAAGAGCAUCAUCACGAAGGCGGAAUCCUACGACACGAUGCAUGGCAAGGCGAGCGAUGUGAUGUCGUGCUCGCGUGAAGUUUGCAUGGGAAGCGUCAUGACACCGCAUCUCAUUGGGACGGAAUCCCGCAAGUCGGAUGUGGUUCAGCAGCACGCAAAGGAUUUUCUCGAUCAGUAUUAUUCCUCGAUCCGACGAUUGAAAUCGCCCGCCCACGAAAGCCGAUGGCAGCAGGUGCAGAAGGAAGUCGAAGCAACAGGAUCCUACCAUCUGACGGAAACCGAGCUAAUCUACGGGGCCAAGCUCGCCUGGCGCAACUCGUCACGCUGCAUCGGUCGGAUACAGUGGUCCAAGCUGCAGGUUUUCGAUUGCCGAUACGUUACCACAACGAGCGGCAUGUUUGAAGCGAUCUGCAAUCACAUCAAAUAUGCGACCAAUAAAGGAAACCUCAGAUCGGCCAUCACGAUUUUCCCGCAGCGAACAGACGGCAAGCACGACUACCGCAUCUGGAACAAUCAGAUUAUCUCGUACGCCGGCUAUAAGAACGCGGACGGCAAAAUCACCGGCGAUCCGGCCAACGUCGAGUUCACUGAUUUUUGCGUCAAGCUUGGCUGGAAGAGCAAGCGCACCGAGUGGGACAUCCUGCCGCUGGUCGUGUCGGCGAACGGGCACGAUCCGGACUACUUCGACUAUCCGCCCGAGCUGAUCCUGGAGGUGCCGCUCAGCCACCCGCAGUUCAAGUGGUUCGCCGAGCUCAACCUCCGGUGGUACGCCGUGCCGAUGGUGUCCUCGAUGCUGUUCGACUGCGGCGGCAUCCAGUUCACGGCCACCGCCUUCAGCGGCUGGUACAUGUCGACCGAGAUCGGCUGCCGCAAUCUGUGCGACGCCAACCGGCGAAACCUCCUGGAGCCGAUUGCAAUAAAAAUGGGACUGGACACGCGGAACCCGACGUCGCUGUGGAAGGACAAGGCGCUGGUGGAAAUUAAUAUCGCCGUACUGCACUCGUACCAGAGCCGCAAUAUUACCAUCGUCGAUCAUCACACCGCCAGCGAGAGCUUUAUGAAGCACUUCGAGAACGAAACCAAGCUGAGGAACGGAUGCCCGGCCGAUUGGAUAUGGAUCGUCCCACCGAUGUCGGCUUCGGUGACGCCCGUUUUCCACCAGGAGAUGGCCGUCUACUAUCUCAGACCAUCGUUCGAGUAUCAGGAAUCGGCAAUGAAAACGCACAUUUGGAAGAAGGGUCGGGAUUCGGCAAAGAACAAGAAACCUCGACGAAAGUUCAACUUCAAACAAAUAGCUAGAGCUGUCAAAUUUACAUCGAAACUGUUCGGACGCGCCCUGUCCCGUCGGAUCAAGGCGACGGUACUGUACGCGACAGAAACCGGACGCUCGGAGCAGUACGCCCGCCAGCUCGUCGAGCUGCUCGGUCAUGCGUUCAACGCACAGAUCUACUGCAUGUCGGAUUACGACAUCUCAUCAAUCGAACACGAAGCCCUGCUGCUGGUUGUCGCUUCCACCUUCGGCAACGGGGAUCCACCGGAGAACGGCGAGCUCUUCGCGCAGGAUUUGUACGCGAUGAAGCUGCACGAAAGUGGCCACCACCAGGCGCACAGCGAGCUGACCAUUGCCGCAUCCUCCAAGUCCUUCAUCAAGGCGAACUCGCGCAGCGAUCUGGGCAAGUUCGGACACCUGGGUGGCCGCAAGAUCGAUCGGCUGGACUCACUGCGCGGUUCCACCACCGACACGCUGUCGGAGGAAACGUUCGGCCCGCUGUCGAACGUCCGGUUCGCCGUGUUCGCCCUCGGCUCGUCGGCCUACCCGAACUUUUGCGCCUUCGGCAAGUACAUCGAUAACAUCCUCGGGGAGUUGGGCGGCGAGCGGAUGAUGAAGAUGGCCACGGGGGACGAAAUCUGCGGCCAGGAGCAAGCGUUCCGCAAGUGGGCACCGGAAGUCUUUAAGAUUGCCUGCGAAACGUUCUGUCUCGAUCCGGAGGAGACGCUCUCGGAUGCGGCGUUCGCGUUGCAGAGCGAGCUGUCCGAAAACACGGUCCGCUACGCACCGGUACAGGAGCACGAGUCGCUCGACCGGGCACUGUCCAAGUUCCACAACAAGAAGUCGACCGAGUGCUCGGUCAAGCGGCAUCCCAUCAAUCUGCACUGCGAAAUGAACGGCACCGAGCGGUCAACAAUUUUGGUCGAAAUCGUCGCCGAAGGGAUUGAUUACGAACCCGGAGACCACGUGGGCAUAUUUCCGGCAAACCGGAAGGAAAUCGUCGACGGUAUCAUUGAACGGCUGACCGGGGUUAACGAUCCGGACGAGAUGCUUCAGCUGCAAAUUCUGAAAGAGAAGCAAACCCAAAACGGUGUCUACAAAUCGUGGGAACCACACGAGCGGCUUCCGGUGUGUUCUUUGCGUACACUGCUGACCCGUUUCCUGGACAUUACGACACCACCUACCAGGCAGCUUCUGACGUACUUGGCAUCCUGCUGUGGUGACAAAGCGGACGAAGAACGGCUGCUCAUGUUGGCGAAUGAAUCAUCAGUGUACGAAGACUGGCGCUACUGGAAGCUGCCCCAUCUGCUCGAGGUGCUUGAGGAGUUCCCCUCCUGCCGGCCCCCAGCAGCCGUCCUGGUCGCCCAGCUGAACGCCCUGCAGCCCCGAUUCUAUUCCAUCUCGUCCUCGCCGCGCCAAUACUCGAACGAAAUCCACCUGACGGUCGCCAUCGUCACCUAUCGGGCGGAGGACGGCGAGGGGGCCGAGCACUACGGCGUUUGCUCAAACUAUCUGGCCAACCUGCAGCCGGACGACCGGAUCUUCCUGUUCGUACGCAGCGCACCCUCGUUCCACAUGUCGAAGGAUCCAACCAGGCCGGUCAUUCUGAUCGGACCCGGCACCGGUAUCGCACCGUUCCGCUCGUUCUGGCAGGAGUGGGACCACAUCAAGACGGAGAUGGUCGAUUCAAAGAUUCCCAAAGUGUGGCUUUUCUUCGGCUGUCGUACGAAGAACGUCGACCUGUACCGGGAUGAAAAGGCAGAGAUGGUACAGAAAGGUGUACUGGAUCGGGUAUUCCUCGCCCUGUCACGCGAAGAAAACAUUCCCAAGACCUACGUCCAGGAUCUCGCGCUGAAGGAGGCGGAGUCGAUCUGCCAGCUCAUAAUGCAGGAGAAGGCGCACAUUUACGUGUGCGGCGAUGUCACCAUGGCCGAGCACGUGUACCAGACACUCCGUAAGAUUCUGGCCACGCGCGAAAACCGCACCGAAACCGAAAUGGAGAAGUACAUGCUGACGCUGCGGGACGAAAACCGCUACCACGAGGACAUAUUCGGUAUUACGCUGCGUACGGCCGAGAUUCACAACAAGUCACGUGCAACAGCUCGAAUUCGAAUGGCUUCGCAACCGUAA
This is a messenger RNA of Anopheles coustani, 3444 nucleotides long. RefSeq names its product nitric oxide synthase (gene Nos). Bases 16 to 3444 code for a protein of 1142 amino acids. Gene Ontology annotation, molecular function: heme binding; nitric-oxide synthase activity; calmodulin binding. Gene Ontology annotation, biological process: nitric oxide biosynthetic process. NCBI's taxonomy places the organism in Eukaryota, Metazoa, Arthropoda, Insecta, Diptera, Culicidae. The transcript is spliced from 19 exons. The record is from RefSeq and is a predicted model, not a curated record.